AUGUCGAGGGCGAGGGCGAGGAGCAACGGCGAGGCUGACGAUCUGGCGCGAGCUCCGACCGGCGGGCGAUUAUCGGGCAGUGGAGAGCGAAGCGGGGAGGAGCUGCCGUCAGAUCUGGCCAGACCCUCCCCCCUCCUCCUCUCCUCCGCCCCAACUAGCCGCUCCACGCCUCGCCGCCCGUUCCCACUACGCAGCCGCCGGCGAGUAGUCGCUGCCCGCCUCGACCUCUUCACCUGGCCUUUUUCUCAAGUUCCUCUUCGCCGUAGCCUUAGCCCCCAAGUCAUUGCUUCGAACAAAUUGAGAGGGUUGACAUUCACGAUUUCUUCAAAAUGGUCCAUCUCGGACCGAGACUUUAUAGCCCAAGACAUCUGUUUCAAGAACACAGCUGGUGCAUCCAAGGGCCAGGUGGUGGCGCUGCGCGUCGACGUUGGUUUCGUCGCAUUCUACCGGUGUGCCAUUGACGGAUAUCAAGACACUUUGUAUGCGCGCUAUGGUCAGCAAUUCUAUCAAGAGUGCAACAUCUCGGGCACUAUAAGCUUUAUCUUCGGUGAUGCCUCCGCCGUCUUCCAAAACUUCAUGAUCUACGCCAAAUUGCUAAUGCAAAAGCAAUGCAAUAUCUUCACAGCCCAAGGCCGUGAAAGUGAAAGCGAGGCUACAUGCUUUUCGAUGCAAAACUGUUCCAUCCUGCCAUGGCACGAACUUGCUGCCAGCAACGGGUUAGUCAAGACGUACUUGGGUCGGCCGUGGAGGAAUUUCUAAACCACGGUGUAUAUUAGUUCGUAUAUGGACAGAAUCGUCGAUCCAAGCGGAUGAAGUGGUCAAAUGGCGACAAUCCGGCAUUGUACAAGGUGCACUAUGGCGAGUACAUAAAUUAUGGGCCGAGAAAUGGGACGCAACAAACAAGGAUAAAUUGGUCGGGAUUCCACUAGAUGCAAUACAAGGAAGCAACCAAAUUUUGAGUUUCUCAGUUUAUAAAUGGGAGUCAGUGGCUGCCUUCCAUAAGAAUCACAUAUGACUACCAUUUAUAAACUGAAAAACUCGAAAUUUGGUUGCUUCCUUGUACUGCAUCCAGUGGAAUCUUGGCCAAUUUAUCCUUGUCUGUUGUGUCCCAUUUCCCGGCCCAUAAUUUGCGUACUCGCCAUAGUGCACCUUGUACAAUGCCGGAUUGUCGCCAUUUGACCACUUCCUCCAUCCGCUUGGAUCGACGAUCCUGUCCAUAUACGACCUAAUGUACACCGUGAUUGAGUAAUUCCUCCACGGUCAACCCAAGUACGUCUUGACUGACCCGUUGCUGGCAACAAGGUCGUGCCACGACAAGAUGGAACAAUUUUGCAUUGAAAAGCCUGUAGCCUCGCUUUCUUUGUUACGACCGUGGGCUGUGAUGGUAUUGUCUUGCUCUUGCAUUGGCAAUUUGGCGUAGAUCAUGCAGUUUUGGAAGACGUCGGAGGCAUCACCGAAGAUAAAGUCUACAGUGUCCGAGAUGUUGCACUCUCGAUAGAACUGUUGACCAUAGCGCGCAUACAAAGUGUCUUGAAAUUUGGUUGCUUCCUUGUACUGCAUCCAGUGAUUUUUCAGCUUCAAGGGUGUUUUCUACGAAUUUCAAAAUUUUCACGUUGUUGUUUAUAAGUUAUAGAGUUUGCGCUAUUUUAAAGGUUUGAUAUUU
Asparagus officinalis (garden asparagus) is the source of this 1663-nucleotide messenger RNA. RefSeq names its product probable pectinesterase/pectinesterase inhibitor 12. Gene Ontology annotation, biological process: cell wall modification. Lineage: Eukaryota; Viridiplantae; Streptophyta; Magnoliopsida; Asparagales; Asparagaceae. The transcript is spliced from 3 exons. The coding region runs from base 1 to 759 and encodes 252 amino acids. The record is from RefSeq and is a predicted model, not a curated record. Gene Ontology annotation, molecular function: pectinesterase inhibitor activity; pectinesterase activity.